Messenger RNA from Arvicola amphibius (Eurasian water vole), 3126 nucleotides. It is a transcript of the gene Cxcl12, whose product is annotated as C-X-C motif chemokine ligand 12. Gene Ontology annotation, molecular function: CXCR chemokine receptor binding; chemokine activity. The record is from RefSeq and is a predicted model, not a curated record. Gene Ontology annotation, biological process: cell chemotaxis; positive regulation of cell migration; induction of positive chemotaxis. Bases 99 to 380 code for a protein of 93 amino acids. Lineage: Eukaryota; Metazoa; Chordata; Mammalia; Rodentia; Cricetidae. The transcript has 4 exons. Gene Ontology annotation, cellular component: extracellular region; external side of plasma membrane.
GCGCGCGGCUCCCGUUGCCGCACUUUCACUCUCGGUCCACCUCGGUGUCCUCCUGCUGUCCAGCCCUGCAGCCUCCAGCGCGCCCUCCCGCCCACGCCAUGGAUGCCAAGGUCGUCGCCGUGCUGGCCCUGGUGCUGGCCGCGCUCUGCAUCAGUGACGGGAAGCCUGUCAGCCUGAGCUACAGAUGCCCAUGCCGAUUCUUCGAGAGCCAUGUCUCCAGAUCCAACGUCAAACAUCUGAAAAUCCUCAACACUCCAAACUGUGCCCUUCAGAUUGUUGCAAGACUGAAGAGCAACAACAGACAAGUGUGCAUUGACCCGAAAUUAAAGUGGAUUCAGGAGUACCUGGAGAAAGCUUUAAACAAGAGGCUCAAGAUGUGAGAGGCGUGGGUCAGACGCCUGAGGAGCUUACAGAAGGAGCCUAGGUCUGAAGUCAGUGUUAGGGAAGGGCCCGGCAGCCACUUCCUCUGCUCCUGAGCAGGGCUGAAGCCAUUUCCGAGGGACUUGCUUUGCACGAUUUGCUGUAUUUUCACAAUUUGAUUAUGUAGCAAGAUACAUGGUGUUUAUUUCAUUUAGUCUGAUUAUCCAGUGUCAUUGGUGACAGGCCAAAGCCACUAUAUUAUUUCCUUUGUUAUUGUAUCUUUGCCAUGGAGGAUCUUCUCUGAAUAAGGGCUCCCCAGGUUUGUCUUUUGGAGCUGAGACAGGAGGGGCACCCUUCUUCUUAAUGGGAACUGGGUGCCCCCACCCCAGAGACUGCAGGGCUUUCCCAAGCUAAGGCAGGAGAGUGAGGCCAGGAGGAGUGAGCUCCGCCCUCAUCCCAUGCAUCCUAUGCUCUCCUUCUUCAUCCCGUCAUGCUCAUCACUCUCCCUCAUCCAUCACCAUGUGUCUCCAAGACUGUCUCCGUGACCCUGAGAAAGGACUCUUGCAAGGUGAACUCUUUUAUUCAAAUGGGACAGCAAGUAAGAAAGGAGAAUGUCUGGUGUUCACCGAAACCCCUGUGCACAUGUAUGUCUUGUUUGGAAUAUUGUCUGUUCCGUCCCCUGCUUUUGUUCAAAGUCCAUGUUGUCACCCAUGACCAAUGUCUCUCGUUCGUGCACUGUCUCUAAUCUAAAUGCAAAGGCUGAGUACGAGGAGCUGGCCCUGAGGUCCAGGCUGUGGUUGGUCAUGGAGGUAAACAGCCUCGCAGCAUUAUGUUGGACACACGACGCCAAACAAAGCAAGGUGGUUUAGCACCAGCACUUAGCUCUGAGGACUGUUAAGCCUCAUAUUUUCAUAACUGUCACCUUAAAACUGUGGUGGCAUCAAACGCAGCAUUCUAUUGAGGAAUAAUAGUGCUCGAUUCUUUUCCAUUAUUAUUUUUUAAAGUCAACGAAUCAAAGAUUCAACCCUAGAUCGAUCUUCCUCACCACUGUCCUGGUAGCCGCCGGGCACCUUUGCUGCCACAGAUGACCACUGUGCCCCUUUCCUUGGGACAGCCUAACAGGUGGUGUUGGUGCUGCAGCUUGAGUGUGGCCCUGGAAGUGUUUCGUCUUCUGCAGUUUUUAUGCAGUCAAGCUCAUUAAAAUUUUUCAGAUGAAACAGAUGUGGGAAGAAGAGAAGGGGAAGGGAGGGGGCUUCCUUGUCCCGUUGAAUGGACACCCAAGUAAGAUGGGGGAAGUAAGGGAAUUAUCAAAAACAGAUGCUUGAGAGUAAAUAAUCUGUAGAAUUGUUACGUUAGCAAUGUCUGCCGGGAGGAGCAUUUCUGUCAAUAGUCCUUUAAAUUGACUUCACAGAAGAAGGAAAAUCCAUCCAGCAAGAUUUUGAUCAAACUGGAACAAAAACUAAAAUGGUUAAGCCGGUUGGGAUGAGGGGCAUGCGGCUAAGUGCCGAGAAGGACCCUCAUAGGGGUACGGACUUGUUCUGAGCCCCCUUGAAAUGACCAUGCCGUGCCCCUGGACCAGAUACCACACCACUACAAUGUUAGGGCAGCAGCCACUUUGCCUCUAACCCAGGGUUUUGAGGAUGCUGCUGGGAAGCAAGCGCAGCCCUUCAUUUUCACUAUAGUGACAGAUCCUUUCUAAAAGAUGAGGGUGCAAACUGUAGGGAGACUUUAUUUGUGUUCCGCUAACCUCAGUUUCUGACUGGAGGCAGCCUGCCUAAAGCAAAUACGCAUUUCAAUAGUACAUUUACAUAGGAAAAGUCUCUCCCCACCUCAAUCCCCCAUCCCUUGGCUUUCAAAACACAAGCCCAGCACGUCAGCAUCUGCUGUUGACUGGGGACACCUAGCUGUCCCUGGCUGGAACUCACGCCCUCCACGUCCCCGUCUUCCCUUGGGCACUAAGUAACCUGCCAGCCAGCCCGCCCCUCUAUUACCAGCCUUUGCAUUUGGAUAGGGAAUGGGGGUGGGAGACUUACAGUCUGCUUUGUGUUGAAGCCCAGAUUUGUGCCUUGUGAUGUUUACACUGUGCUGCUGCUGGCUCCCAAGGACAAAGGGUCUCCAACCAGAAAGUGGGGGCAGAGUCAUCUGGCUCUUUGUUCAGCUUUGAGAGAGGGUCACAAGAGCAGAAAGUUGCCUUCCUCCUUGGGACCUGGCCUGGGAUGGUAGGCCUCUCCAGUGGGUUCUGUUUAUCUUCUCACUUGUGAUUUCCUCAUCCAUCCGUGGUGUCACCAGGAGCCUCCUCCCAGGGGCCAGUCACCCUCUCCAGGUAAAGCACCCCUUUCCAGCUUGAUGAGAGCCGGGGAGCUGUUCCCUUACACAGCUUCCCUGCUCCAUCUUAAGGUAAAUAAUCUCACUCCUCAAAAUGUUCCAUAGAAACCUCCAAAGUCCCCAGGAGACUCCGGUCAUUGCCAAGGUCACAGAACCAGCCAGCCAAGUGAUUGCCAACCUGGAUGGGCUGGCAGUGCCCGAGCAGCGAUGGGUUCCGUGUUGCAUGUGGUGAAUGCUGUGUUUUGUUUCAGUUGUGUCUCCCAGAUAAUGUGAAAAUGGCCCAGGAGAAGGCAGCUUCCUAUGUGCAGUGUGUGCUUUUUUUAUUCUCAUCUCUAAUAUAUGACAGUUAUUUGAGAAGCCAUUUCUACUUGGAAGUCAUAUCAGUGAAAGUGAUGUACCUUCACCUAUAAUCUCCCUAAUAAACAUCUGUAUUUAAAUACA